AUGGGCAAACAAAAGCAAGCAUAUUCUUGCCCCAAUUUGUUUGCAACGAAAGUCGUUGGGAAAUCAAGUAGUCAAGCUGAAAUUCUUCCGAUCCAACAUAUACCCUGUUGCGUUGCGUUAAGUUACAAAGAGCACCGCACAAUACCUCAAGAUUUUCUUAGACUGCAUCGUUCAAAUUCCAGAAUAUUCUGGCCCGAGAGACCUUCUAAUCAUCAGCUUUGGGAGGUAUGCAAAGAGGUGCCAAUUGACAGGUCUAUAAAACGCCGAAAGUGGAUAUGGGUAGGCUCCACGCAAGCCUUUGACCGGAAUCCUCUAGACAAAAGAAAACGUGGCCGUCCGAGACCUGGCAAUGAAGCAUCGUUGCAGAGGCGAAGGAUAUGUAAAUAG
Pieris macdunnoughi is the source of this 387-nucleotide messenger RNA. The record is from the annotation of a GenBank genome assembly. Lineage: Eukaryota; Metazoa; Arthropoda; Insecta; Lepidoptera; Pieridae.